AUGGGAAACAGCAGAUUUAUCCCAGCAGCUGAACUGAGCCAUACAGAGACAGGGAGUGGGGGGAGGGUGGCCCAACAACAGGCUGCAAUAGUAGUGAGCGGUACUACCACCACAACGGUGGACACAGGCACACAGAGUCAGGAACGUCCUCCUUUUUCCCCCAAGAGUCCCAGAAGUCCCAAGAGUCCAAGCAAAAUAGGGGACCUCAGAAAGCUGACUGAGAAGUUUGAAGGCAAGACUGGGAAAGAUGGAGCACGUUCUGAGAAGGUUGUGGAGAAGAGGUCUGUGGCCGUCGGGGAUGACAUGUUGCUGGACGCUGGGGUCUUCUACUACAGCCAAGGUACCAAGGAUGCCUCAGAGGGCACGCCUCAGGUGGACGUCUGCGAGAAAGGUGUGGCCACGGAGGCACCGGCCUUCCGUGAGGAGUGGGUGCAGGCUGGGGUGGAGACAGAGGAGGCCUCGGUUUGGGUGAUGGAAUCCCAGCUGGGGCUGAGCAGUGAAGUCCAGAGGGAGAUUGACACCCUACAGGACACCAUCAAGUUCCAGCAGGAGUCCAUCUUGGCUCUGGAGGGGCGAGUCGGCCAGGCUGACGAGGACCUGGCGGUGCUCAAAGCCCAGGAGGAUGAGAGGAAAUCCAAAGCAACGUCCGAGAAGGCGGUCCUUGCCAAACCAGACUCAGCCCAUGCCCAAGUGGGGACCGAAGCCUCUACAACAUCCACGCCAGCUUCACAGCAUGUCGCAGUCUCCUGUUGUCCUGAGGUGGUUGACGCUUGUGUAGGUGAGGAUUUGAGAGCCAUACAUUACGACCAGAGCACUCAGACUGACUCUGUGGAGAGCCCUGCAGAAGAAGAACCAACCCCAGUAGCAUUGGUCAGCACUGGGAGUCAAUGGGAGAAUCUGUACGAGGAUGAGACUAUAGAGCAGAAAGCUCCAGUCACUGCGCUGAAGAAGAGACAGAUGACCAUUGCAGAGUACAAGGUCACCCCUGAGGAGACGGUCAGUUUAGAGGGAGGGAAAGAGGAGGAAACGGCGCCCAGGACACACACAACUCCAACAAUGGUGGAAAGUAUGCUGAAGUCCAUCAUGAAGAAGAAGGAUGGGAUUAGUUCCGGUGAAUCACGUAGCAGCGGCAAGAAGAGCUUGCAGUUUGUUGGCAUUCUCAAUGGGGGGUAUGAGUCGACAUCUAGUGAGGAGGAGGAGGAAGAGGGGAGUUCCUCAGGUGACAGUGAAGUGGAUGAUUGCUCGGACACUAGUGAUGGCGAAGAUGGAGAGGCAGCUCUGGAGGAGACCUCCGAUGAAGAGAGGAACAUUAAUAUGGAUGACACCGAUAGUGAUGAUAUGGCCUUAGAAGCAGGGACUGGAGCCACUGAGGACAGUCCAGAUGCAGUGAAAGAGAAAUUUGAGCUGAGUGCAAAAAUGCAUGAGGCUUCUCUCAUUCUGAAGAACCACCUGAAUGAUGAUGUCAAAACACUGAAGAGUAAAGAAGUGCUCUCCAGCAUCCAUACUGUGCAGCUGGAAUGGUUCCGCAUCUCUAGUGCAAAGAUGGCCCAGCCGCCUCGUGUCUCAGACUACCUGAUGGCCUUCACUGAGGUCUCCUCUGCCCUGCUGGCCCACGUCAUCAACAUGACCGAUGGCAAUGGUAACACGGCCUUGCACUACAGCGUCUCCCACUCCAAUUUCACAGUGGUGGGGCUACUACUGGACACAGGCAUGUGUUGUGUGGAUAAGCAGAACAAGGCAGGCUACACUGCUAUCAUGCUGGCGGCCCUCUCAUCUGUGAAAGAGGAGGAUGACAUGGUGGUGGUCAGGAAGCUCUUCAGUCAGGGCAACGUCAACGCCAAGGCCAGCCAGGCUGGCCAGACAGCGCUGAUGUUAGCCGUUAGCCAUGGACGGCAGGAGAUGGUGCGGGCGCUACUGGACUGCGGGGCUGAAGUGAACGUGAAGGAUGACGAGGGCUCCACGGCGCUCAUGUGCGCCAGCGAGCACGGCCGCGCCGAGAUUGUCUCGCUGCUCCUGGAUCAGCCGGGCUGUGACAUCUCCAUCGUGGACAAUGACGGCAGUAAUGCGCUUUCCAUCGCCCUGGAGGCCUCUCACAAUGACACAGCUGUGCUACUCUACGCCCACAUGAACUACACCAAAGCCCAGGCAGCUGGGACAAACAAGUCUCGAAGCCCCACUAGUCCUCAAAAGACAUGGCCUGCUGCGGAGUGAUUUACCACCAAGAUAGAAAAACAAACAUUACUGGACAUAAGCGUUGAAAAAGCUCCACUGGAAUAUUGCAGCUGUCUACAUAAAUAUAUGUAUUUAUAUCAUGGCAUACGUUAUUCAUUUGUAUUGUUAAUAUAAGAUUGUUAUUUUUCCAUAAAUGUCAUUAUUAUAUACGAUACUAAUCUGCAUUUGCAACAUUUCUAAUUCAAGGUCUGCAGCAUUUAGUUUUCUAUGAUACAGUAAAGCAGACCUCACAUUUAUUUGCACUCAUUUACUGUGUUGAGUUUUAGUUCCCCUCCCUCUUUAACUACCUUCUCAAUCUUCAUGCCAAUGUCAUUCAAGUCUGCACUAACUGUCUAUGCCUUGUAUAUUCAUGUAUUGAUUUUCAUGUAAAAAAUAAACAUAUAUUUACAUAACAUGUGA
Molecule: messenger RNA, 2631 nt
Organism: Oncorhynchus masou masou (cherry salmon)
Lineage: Eukaryota; Metazoa; Chordata; Actinopteri; Salmoniformes; Salmonidae
Product: KN motif and ankyrin repeat domain-containing protein 1-like
Exons: 10
Coding region: 1-2211 (736 amino acids)
Biological process (GO): negative regulation of actin filament polymerization
Cellular component (GO): cytoplasm; cytoskeleton
Molecular function (GO): protein binding
Source: RefSeq, a predicted model, not a curated record